Messenger RNA from Moneuplotes crassus, 522 nucleotides. The record is from the annotation of a GenBank genome assembly. NCBI's taxonomy places the organism in Eukaryota, Ciliophora, Spirotrichea, Euplotida, Euplotidae.
AUUUAAGAUAUUAUAUGAUGAAUGAAAGUUACUUGAAGGCUAAAGCUCAAACCAGCCAUGAUAAAAAAUCACAGAACCAUGAAAAUCUUUUGCUUAAUGCUAAAGAGCAAGGAGAGGUUAAUGGGAUCGACAAGAAAGAAAUAGACCCAAGUCCUCAUUUCCAAACACCAAAAUGCCCAUUACAGGACAUCAGAGACUUCGUAAUGCCAGUCGAUCAGCAAAUUGAAAAACAGAGGCGCUCAACCAAAAGACUUAGUGGGGCUAGCUCACUUCUGCUCAAUCCUGAUACAAAACUAACAAAUUCAAGCAUCGAGGUUUAUUUCAACACGGAUUUGAAAUAGGGCCCCACCUGAUGAGUUCGACGAAUGCUCUAUUCACUUGUCUAAGGUCGGUGUCACAGAGAGAAGGAAGAAACCUGAAACUCAGUGUUUUAGCUGCACUUCAGGAUGUGUGGUUUUCUAAAAUUUGGAACCUACAGAGGUCUAGAGUGGAGAUAAUGAAGUUUUGAACAAUUUUAUGGAG